AUGACUUCAUCAUCUUCGAAUCAACCAACUUCAACAAACAGAUUAACUAAUAGUUAUUUUUUCUAUGGCACGCAUCCAUUACGAGUUCCUGAUCAUAUCACAACGUCGAGUUCGGCGCAUGAAAUAUCAACAGUAGCAAAUCAAGAAAAUCACCAUUUAUCUCUUAAUUUAACCAACAGUCAAAACGGAUUUUUAUCGACGUCGGAGUUGUCAACAACCAGAUCAUUGAAUGAUCUUCUGGAAUGUAACACUGACAGAGACGAUAAUAGCGAGAAUUUUGAAGAUGCAGUUGAAAGUCUUGACGACGACGACAAACGAAAAGACACGCCUAAUCGACGGCGAUCAGCUGCCAAAGUAUCUGACGAUCCGACGCUGGAUAUAAUACAAGCAUUGAAAGAAUGUGAUCAAAUCAAUAAAUUAUUUUUGCAAAAUCAUCUCAAUGAAGCUUUGAGAAAAGCGAAAGCACAAGAACAUCGUUCGCUCUAUCACAGCUUAUGCCAUAGCACAAUUACCUACACUCAAGCCGUGAUGACAUUCAACAAUGAUGAUGUUGAAGUCGCCGUUCAAUCAUUGAAACAAACUAGUACUUUAGCAAAAAAAUAUGAGCCAUACAAGCCGUGGAUACCAUUUAGUCUUUCAGCGAAAUCAGCACCUAAUGAAUAUGAACUCCAUGCGAAAUUGGCGUAUGCUGAAGCACAACUGCUCCGAGCUCUCUUAACAUUCAUACAAGAUCAAGGUCUAUUUAGUUUCAUCAGUGGUGCAAUAAAAAUCAAAGAAUGCCAUGAUAUAUUCGUGAAAUUAGCCAAACAGAAUGAUCGAUCGAAAUUUUCAUCGACUUUCUCCUACGAACACUUCGAUAGCGGUGUUCGAAUGGGCAAUGGUGCAUUUAAUUUGAUGAUCUCAAAUCUUCCACAACGUGUAAUCAGAUAUCUUGAAUUUGUUGGAUUUUCCGGUGAUAAAGACUUUGGUAUAGAGCAACUCGAGCUAAGUGCCAAUAGUUAUGGGCUACGAGCAGCAUUCUCUGCUCUGUUUCUACUUGGCUAUCAUACAUUCGUGACCUCAGUUUUUGGAAAUAGCGAUGGUGAUCUUCGCACUUGUCAUAUGCUAGUUCAACGUUACUUGAAACUAUAUCCUGAUGUAAGUUUUUAUGUUUAA
Molecule: messenger RNA, 1155 nt
Organism: Adineta ricciae
Lineage: Eukaryota; Metazoa; Rotifera; Eurotatoria; Adinetida; Adinetidae
Source: the annotation of a GenBank genome assembly